Molecule: messenger RNA, 2117 nt
Organism: Amoebophrya sp. A25
Lineage: Eukaryota; Dinophyceae; Syndiniales; Amoebophryaceae
Source: the annotation of a GenBank genome assembly
GCGGAGACGACCAGGAUGAUGACGGAUUUCCACGUGCUCGUGAAGUCCAUUCACCAAAUUCACCUCUCAACAAUAGAGGAUUUGGUGGAGAGCAAUUACCUAGAAGACCAGGUCUGCAGAGUGGGAGAAAUUUUACAUCGGGUGGAUCGUCGAGUUCUACAGCGCCAGCUGUAGCAAGCGGUGUUUUUCGGGAUCAGCUAAUGAGACAGGACUGGGGAAGCUCGCUGGGACAAAUGACGGAUAGUUUUUCUUAUGCGAAGACUGACACACGACUUCAAGUUCAUCCCACAUGUUGUUGUACUAGGUAGAUUUAUGACGCCGAACAACCCAAGGGGGAUAGAACAUCCUCUUCCACUGGUACUACAACAUUGAGAUUCACUGUUCUUGAUAGUUGCCUAGUAGAACAAGCUGUAGCUCCUGUCACCGUACCCUCACAUGAUCACGACCUUUAAUUUGCUCAAUUCUCGAGUCGUGCUCGUGACCAGUUGAGCGCUUAUUGGUGGAACAACGAUGGUGGCGGUGGAGGAUCACUUGCCGAUAGUUACCUUUUCAACGGUAUGUCAAGUAGUAGCCGCGGACUAGCGGGUACUGGUGGUAGAGUCGGUGGACCUGGUGGAGGUGCCGGAGGCCCUUCUGGAGGAAGCACCAGAUCUGUCUAUCCAGCGUCAUUGCAGAAUCCUAUGCUCCUAGGAGUUGGUGGCCCAGACUAUGACGGAGACGAGGAGUACAGCGCUGUGACGAAUGUAGACGAGUUUCUUGGGCAUUUGUAUUUACGGCUUUUGCAUUUUCAAAUAAGAUAUGGAGAACAAAAAUCGUUCAUUCCUAACAUCGACGACAUGAUGUUGCAGCAGUAGAUGCGCCCGAUAGAAGGCUCUGCUCUAACUUCUAAUCUCCAAAUACUACGAAGCGAAGGGACUUCACGGACGCGUCGCGGAUCAUCUAGGCCACGUGAUCGCCCUUUCGUUUACCAUCGGUUUUUCGUUCGUCCUAGUAUUCUACAUUGACUGGCAGGCGAUCUUCAGCUGUCGAUCAGAAGCUACUUGUGCAGACGUUCAGUUUUUCUACGAGAAACCCUUCGACAAUCUCAGCUUCUUUGGCCUCAUAUCCCUCUUCUACUUUAUGCUGGCGGGCGUAUACCUGGUGUACAACGUUUUCAAGUGUCUGGAGGAUUUGAAGCACGCGUUGGAAGCGAAUGCGUACUGCUUAGUUACAGUUUACUAGUAGGAAACUCUACGGGAGUACGAUACUGACCACCUAGAUCAUCAUCAUGGAUUACAACUCUUCAAUCUUUUUAUCUGAAAACCCUCAAGCGCUUCUAAGUAAUCUUGAUUAUAGACUCACUUUGUGUUUGUACAACAGGUUCUACAAGGACAAGCUGGGCAUCCCCUCUGAUGACGUCUUAGCCUGUAUGUCCUGGGCCGAAAUUAUAGAUCGGAUUCUCGUAGAGCAGCGUCGAUCGCCCUUCGUUGUGAAGCAAGACGAAUUGACCGCUCUGCAAGUCACGAACAUGAUCAUGCGCGAAGAAAAUCUCAUCAUCGGCUUGGUGAAUCUCGGCCACAUCACGAACCAUUUGCCCCCAUGGCUUCCAGUCAGAAUAUUCUAUUCGAAGAGUGUCAUGUUCGCUUUCAGGAACAUCGUGUACAAGACCUUCUUUGAUCAUCGGUCCAAAGUGGACCCAGGAAGUUUGAAACCGGAAAUCUUGUGCAACCACUUUCGGAUCAUAGGCCUCUUCGCGCUCAUAGGUCUGGGACCGAUCUGCGUUUUUGUUUUUCUCUACUUCUUCAUGCGCCAUGCAGAAGACUUUCGGUCACAUCGAAACAGUCCCUUGGAACGACAAUGGACCGGCUACGCAGAAUGGUUCUUUCGCGAAUACAAUGAACUUUAUGAAGGUCGUGUGGUGAGCUUUUGUACUUGACGAGACCUUUUGUACUUGACGCAAAAAAAAAAAAAAUUCCCUGCCCACGGACAGCACUAUCAAAGAAGGCACUAAUAUCAGAGACGAAUUUGCUCUUCUCCACAUGACGUUUCCCUAAUGCCUAUCACACUCCUUCUCUAAUGCCUAUCACACUCCUUCAAGCAGCGGAUGGAGCUGUCAAAGAAGGGUGCGAACGACAUAG